This is a messenger RNA of Calidris pugnax (ruff), 3305 nucleotides long. RefSeq names its product protein phosphatase, EF-hand calcium binding domain 1 (gene PPEF1). The coding region runs from base 535 to 2535 and encodes 666 amino acids. NCBI's taxonomy places the organism in Eukaryota, Metazoa, Chordata, Aves, Charadriiformes, Scolopacidae. Gene Ontology annotation, biological process: detection of stimulus involved in sensory perception. Gene Ontology annotation, cellular component: nucleus; cytosol. The transcript has 18 exons. The record is from RefSeq and is a predicted model, not a curated record. Gene Ontology annotation, molecular function: manganese ion binding; iron ion binding; protein serine/threonine phosphatase activity.
GUGACCAAACAGCUCUUCACCAGCACGCGUACAGUGCUGCUAGAGGGCUGCAGCCAUGAGCUUUCACAUCAGGCUGGACGAUGAAAACGGCAUUUUCCCCUGACUGUUUCUGAAGAGCAGUGCUCAAGAAAUUUCCUCUCGGGAAGCUGUAUAAAUAGGUGGGGAGCAAGUGCAUUGCAGCUCCUGAGCUCCAGAGCCCCAGAGAGAAUUGGAGCACCUGUUCUGCAGAGCUGCACCCGUCGUUGUGCUGUUCUGCUUCCAAAAAGGGGCUGCUCUCUCUUAAAAAAAGAAUCUUCUAAAGGUACUCUGGUGGAAAAAUUGUCGGUGUUGCUGAGCAGAAAGAAAAAACAGCUUUAUCCUUGCUUCCUGAAGAAAUCUCCCCCUAGAGGAGUUUAACUCUGGAAAGUGGAGUGCUAGGAAGAGCACAGGACCCCAGAGGGGUAUGGUCCUCCUUGCUGAAGGAACAACACAGGAAAUGUUUGUAACGCUAACAGCGGAGUGAAACAUGCUUCGUAUCAGCAGCAAUUAAAACUGAUGGGCAGCAUCACUGGAGCCAUGGGGUGCAGCAAUUCUGUAUCUGACCGAAAGUCCGAGAGAGUCAUUAGAGCUGCUGUCCUCAUCCAGAAUUGGUACCGCCUUACAGUGGCCCGGCUAGAGAUGAAGCGCCGCUAUUCUCUGAGUAUAUUUCAGUCAAUCGAAUAUGCUGAAGAGCAAGAUCAACUACAGCUAUCCAACUUUUUUACAUUCAUGCUGGAUCACUGUACUCAUCCUGAAUCAGUUUCUCACAUAUUCACCAGCCCUAGUGUGUCUCAGGUGGUGGGUGAAAGUUUAAUAGAAUUUGAAAAGAAGAUUAAUGUUCCAGACUCCUAUUAUGGACCACGACUCUCAUUCCCCCUUACUGUUAAAGAUGCCAAUGCUCUUCUUCAUGCUUUCAGGAAUGAACAGCUGCUUCAUGCCCGCUAUGUACUGCAGCUACUAUCUGAAACUAGGAGGGUUCUCAAGGAGAUGCCAAAUAUCACCCAUCUUUCAACUUCCUACACCAAGGAGAUAACCGUCUGCGGAGAUUUGCAUGGAAACCUAGACGAUCUUUUGCUGAUAUUCUAUAAGAAUGGUCUGCCUUCAGAACAGAACCGCUAUGUCUUUAACGGUGAUUUUGUUGACAGAGGGCAAAAUUCUAUGGAAAUACUUAUAAUCCUGUUUGCAUUUCUUCUUAUCUACCCCAAUGAUUUACACUUGAAUAGAGGAAACCAUGAAGACUACAUCAUGAACCUGAGAUAUGGCUUUACAAAAGAAGUUUCAAAGAAGUACAAGGACCAUGGGAAACAGAUUUUGGGUCUUCUGCAAGAUGUCUUCAGCUGGCUUCCCCUCGCCACUAUAAUUGAUAGCAAAGUUCUUAUCCUACAUGGAGGGAUUUCAGACUCCACAGAUUUGGAUUUCCUGAAUAAACUUGAGAGAAAUAAGUUGAAAUCUUUGAUGCGGCCACCGAAGUCAUUGAGAGACAGACAGGACCAAGCAAAGGAGAGAAUUCCCACAACCAGUAAACACAUUGCCAACCAGAAUGUUGCAGGAAAAACACAACACAUCACUUCAUCGGGCUCCACUGAGCCUUCAGGCUCAAAUUUGCCUCCAGAACCCACCCCAAAGGAAUGGAAGCAAAUCCUUGACAUUCUCUGGAGUGACCCAAGAAGCCAGAAUGGUUGCACACCAAACAAAUGUCGAGGAGGAGGUUGUUACUUUGGCCCUGAUGUCACUGCCAAGCUGUUUAAAAAGUAUAAUCUGAAGAUGCUCAUCAGGUCUCAUGAAUUUAAGCCAGAAGGUUAUGAGAUCAGUCACGGUGGGAAGGUUAUCACCAUAUUUUCUGCCUCUAACUAUUACGAAGAGGGGAGCAACCGGGGAGCCUACAUCAAACUGAAUCCAGAACUGAUUCCUCGGUUCGUGCAGUAUCGAGUCAGCAAGUACACGCGCAGGCAGAACCUUCGGGAGAGGGUGGGUACAAUUGAAUCAUCUGCCUUAAAGUCCUUACGAGAGACGAUUUAUGCCCACAGGGCUGAACUCACUCGUGCUUUUGUGAAGUAUGACCUCAACGGCACAGGCAAGAUUUCUGUCAAUGACUGGGCUGCAGCGAUGGAGUCUGUCCUAAAGCUGGAACUGCCCUGGAGGAUGCUGCGGCCUCAGUUAGCACAGAUGAACUCCGAUGGAGAAGUUGACUUCAUGUCAUGUUUUUACGAUUUGAAAAUAGGUCAACCUGUAAAAGAGGUCCAGCCAGCGUUGGCGGAAACACUGUGCAGAUACAGAAAGGAUCUGGAAAUCAUCUUUAACAUCAUUGACAAGGACCAUUCAGGUCUCAUUUCUCUCGAGGAGUUCAGACAGACAUGGAAACUCUUCGCUUCUCACCUGGGCAUCGAUGUGCAGGAUGAAGCCCUUGACAAGUUAGUCCUCAGCAUAGACUACAACAAAGAUGGCCACAUCGACUUCAAUGAAUUUUUAGAGGCCUUUCAUGUGGUUCAAAGACUAGAGAAAAAGGCAAACUCAUGAAAAGGUAGAUCUUCUUGUGGGCUCUCAUGGAAGCUCACCUUCCUAUCCUUACUUAUAAGCAGCCUGGGAAACCAGCUUCCAGCCUGACAAACAAUAAAUGGGCUAUUUGAUAUGGUAAACGCUGCGGUCACUGUGUAAGCCUUUAUUUAGACCCUUCUGGGUGACAUGUAUCUGCUAGCGAUGAGACAGACCAGAUGAAAACCCACUACUUACAGUAUGACCGUGUCACUGCCAGGUCAGCACCUCACCAUUUAUCUUCCCCCUUGGUGGCAUCUCCCCCGUCAGUCUAUCUGUGAACACUGCCAAGGUCACACCUACAAGCUCAUGGGGAAAGACAUUUUGGUAUGUUUGUUUCAGCAGUCCUCAGCGACAGCUGAGAAACAGCCUUGAUGAGCAGAAGGAACAUAUCAGACCCUCCCUGGUGAUACAAUAGGCACGGCAGAGGCCUCCUGUGCACUAGCCAAUCCAGGAGAGGAAAAUAGGCAAGAACCAUCUAGUUAAAAUAGGUAGGUCUGCAUUUAAUCUUGCUCUUUGCAUGAAUCCAAAGUAUUCCAGGUCACUGUCUAUCCUCCUUGAAGUUUACAGACACAAAAGGAUCUCAGUUGAAAGGCGUUUGUUUACAUUUGCACUAAAUUUUCUCUUGCCAUUGGUUAGCUUUCCCUGUAUUUGUUGGGGUUUGGAGCCUUAAUAACUCGUCACCUUAAUGAAGGCUAAAUCCAUAGCAUGUUAAUGUAACAUACAGAUCACAAAAUAAAGCUGUAGCUUUCACA